This is a messenger RNA of Epinephelus moara (kelp grouper), 849 nucleotides long. RefSeq names its product secreted immunoglobulin domain 1 (gene sid1). Gene Ontology annotation, biological process: response to bacterium. Lineage: Eukaryota; Metazoa; Chordata; Actinopteri; Perciformes; Serranidae. The record is from RefSeq and is a predicted model, not a curated record. The coding region runs from base 70 to 507 and encodes 145 amino acids. The transcript is spliced from 2 exons.
GUUUUGAAACGCUCUGUUGGUUCAUAGAACAACAGCAGCAGCAGCAGCGGUUUCCUCCGUCAGUUGACGAUGGAGUCUCUGCUGGUCUGUCUGAUCCUCCUCUCCGUCAGCGGUUUCUGGUUGAAGCAGCCUGCCUCCGCCCUGCCAGCCUCCACUGUACAGGUGAGAGUCGGGGAGAACGCCACCCUGCAGUGCCCCCUGCUGGAUGCCUUCAACGCCUCCACCACCAAUGCCUCCAACACCACCGCCAUCAGUGCUGCGUACUCCACCCUCAGCUGGUACAGGAAGACAGCAGGACAGAGUCCAGAGCUGCUGUUGACCAUCAGGCCUGCAAACAUGUCUAAUGUGAAGUAUGGCGCCGGUGUUGGUCCUGAUAAAGUCUCAGCUGCAGCCAACGGCUCGCUGCUGCUGCACAACUCUGAGCAGAGCGACUCAGCAGUUUAUUACUGCGGCAUCACUCAGGGAGAAGACCCCAAGAUGAAACCCAACGCCACAGGAGCUCACUGAGGAUUGAUGGGAACUCUGCAGCUGGUUACUGGUCUGGUCUGUCCGAGGCUGAGGAAUGAAGCCAACAAAAACUACAGUACAGCUUCAGUUGUGACCAGACACAAGUUUCCAUAUUUCCCAUACCUACAAUUAGAAGGGCAUUUAAUGUUUUCAUUGUCUGUAUUUUCGGAACCUAUUUUUAAUAGGGCUGCCACUAACGAUUAUUUUCAUUGUUGACUAAUCUGUCGAUUAUUUCUUCGAUUAGUCGACUAAUCAUUUUAUCCAAAAAUGUGUUAAAAUGUUGCAAAAUGUCGGCCUGUCUCUCCCAAACCCCAAAAUGAUGUCAUCUUGUUUCGUACUCAC